Messenger RNA from Alosa sapidissima (American shad), 3449 nucleotides. It is a transcript of the gene neu4, whose product is annotated as sialidase 4. The transcript has 3 exons. The record is from RefSeq and is a predicted model, not a curated record. Gene Ontology annotation, cellular component: lysosome; cytoplasm; membrane. Lineage: Eukaryota; Metazoa; Chordata; Actinopteri; Clupeiformes; Clupeidae. Gene Ontology annotation, molecular function: exo-alpha-sialidase activity. Gene Ontology annotation, biological process: oligosaccharide catabolic process; ganglioside catabolic process. The coding region runs from base 1523 to 2878 and encodes 451 amino acids.
CCCCCCCCCACACACACACACACACACACAGUGGUUCUACAGCAGUAAUUAGUGCUCACACAAUGGCUGCUGAUCGCUGAUUCAUCGGCUGCUAUAGUUCUGAUGAGUCUGGCCCAUUUAUGGGUCACUGCACACGCUGUCAACCUGACUCUGAAAAGGCAGGGCCGGCCAAAGCAUGCCCCUAAUGUACACACACACACACACACACACACAGUUACGCACACAUGUUCACACGGUCUCACCCACAUUCAUACGCUGACACAAAUGUUUUCAGAAGCUUGCAUCCUGUUCACUGUUAAGAGUCUGUAAGUACCAACUUUAUUAUUUCCCUUCUUGAAAGCUUGUUUGUCCUCUUUUACUAAUGUGUAAAUGACAUCAGGAUCAUGAUGUAUUUUAAAUAUUUGCCAAAACAAAAACCUACUGGGCUUCGGUUGGCAAAAAUGGCUUGUCAGAAUAAAAGCUCUUGUUGUUAAGCCAACUAAUAUGUUAUGCCAACUAGAUGCAGAGUUGUUUGUGCACAGAGGAGGUAUAAGCAGCUGAUUAAAAACAACAAUCAUGAGGAGACCACCAGGGAAUAUGACAGUUGUUGGUGAAAAUAUGGAUAUUUCGGUUUAUAUCUGUACUUAUUGUAGACAGAGUGUGGGAAAAGGACAACAGGCAUUUGCAUAGAAUGUGAAAGCUAGUCUUAAGGAAUAGUAUGUCAUGUGUCUAAUGGUGAAUGUAAAAUUGCUUGUUAUUAAGUAAUUUAAUGAAAUGCAUUCAUCAUUUGUAAGUCGCUUUGGACAAAAGCAUCUGCUAAAUCAUAUACCAUCAUGAUUGUGUGUUUAUACAGCAUACUCACUGUAAUAGUGCAGCAAACAAAAUGUAAAACCUGUAGGAAACAAAAUGGAUGGCAGUAGUCCAAAAGAGAACCAGAGGGAGUUAUGGACAAUGCUGAGGGAGGCAGAUGAUGAGGAUGUGGCUGUAAAAAGGGCUGCCUCAUUCACUAUUCAUUAGACCUAAACCAAGAGGCCUGUUAGCAGAACACUGUCACUGGAAUGGGAAACAUUCUGUUGUGGGAGUUCUGUUUGUUUUUGGAACUGUCCUUCCAACUGUCCAGCGACUAUAGGAAUAUUGGUCGAAACACACACACACACACACACACACACAGUUCUUUUAUUCCCUCUCCCAUUGUGUCCUGGAGUCAACUCUGAAACCAUUGAUCAUUCUGACAGAGAGACACCAGAUACGAACACCACUGAGAAGCAUCUGGUCAUAUCCAGAGUUCGUAUUUCCCAAUUUUUCCUUCUGUCACAACUUUCCAAUAGUAAGUAUCAAUUCCUAUAGUACUCUUUAUGAAUUUUAAGUUCUUAGUGACACUAUGUGAGAGAGAUUAUGCUCUCUCAAAUACAAAAAUCUAUUGAACUAUAUAAAGGCUUGUCUAUUGUUAUACUUUGUUUCAUAUGUUUCAGCUUGCAUGUUUAUGUUUUAUGAAGGCUGUGAAUUAGUGACAUUAUCUCUCAUUUUGUGAAUCUUUGCAGACAUGAGGGGAUCCCAGAUGUAUUUUCCAGCGCGCAGUGUGCUUUUCCGGAAAGAGCCCAGUGGAGUGACGUACCGAGUACCUGCUCUGAUCUAUCUCCCCAAUGCCGCGUCCUUCCUGGCCUUUUGUGAGGAGCGGCUGAGCCCAGCAGACGCUCAGGCCAACCUGCUGGUUAUGCGCAAGGGCAAGUUCUACAGGAAUUACGUGGAGUGGGACGACAUGCGCGUGCUGGCCACAGCACAUCUGCAGGGUCAUAGGUCAAUGAACCCUUGCCCAGUGUACGACGAGUUCACCGGCACCCUCUUCCUCUUCUUCAUCGCUGUGCUGGGACACACAUCAGAGGCCUACCAGCUAGUGACGGGGAAGAACGUGACACGCCUCUGCUACGUCUCCAGCAACGAUCACGGUGACACCUGGAGCCCUGUCACAGACCUCACCAAGAGAGUGAUAGGAGACACCAUUAAAGAGUGGGCCACCUUCGCUCUGGGUCCGGGCCAUGGAAUCCAGCUGAAGUCAGGCCGCCUGCUGGUCCCAGCGUACGCAUACCACAUCGACUGCAAAGAGUGCCUGGGCAGGGUAUGUCUGACCACACCCCACUCCUUCUGCUUCCACAGUGACACGCAUGGCCGUGUGUGGCGGUUUGGAGAAGCGGUCCCUGGGCCGGAGAGUGUAGAGUGCCAGAUGGUGUCGGUCGACGAGGAGGACGGCUCUAACAUCCUUUACUGCAACGCCAGGAGCCCACUAGGGUGCCGGGUGCAGUCCCUCAGCCUGGACGAUGGCGCCGUGUUUCAGGAUGGUCAGCUGGUCCAGAAACUGGUGGAGCCACGCAACGGGUGCCAUGGCAGCAUCAUGGGCUUUCCUGCCCCUCUGGAGCUUCUGCAGGAGGUCAAACACUCCCGUCUACAACACUGGACAUCGGUGGUCCAUGCUUCCCCCAUCUCCUCUGCUGCUUUAGUCUCAAAACGUGGGCAGAACUUCCUCACUCCGACCUGGGUGGUGUAUUCUCACCCCACCUGGCCCAAUGCACGCAGGGACCUGGGCGUGUACCUGAGCCUCUUUCCCCGCGAUCCAGACAGUUGGUCAGGGCCUUGGGUUAUUUAUGAGGGCCCAAGUGCCUAUUCAGACUUGGCCUACUUGGAGCUGCCCUCCCCCGGUGCUCCCCCAGUCACGGCCUUUGCCUGUCUGUUUGAGAACGGUACAAGGACACCUUAUGAUGAGAUAUCCUUCAGCAUCUUCACACUCUACGAGCUCAUAGACAACCUACCCCCUAAUAAAUGCCAACUCACAGAUCCAAACUCCAAGCUACAACAAACUAGCAAGAGAAAGCGAUGGUCCUGCAGCCUUUGUUGCAUAUCUUGAAGUACAGUUAAGCAUUGUGUAAUUGUUUUGCGGAAAUCUUUUUUAACUGUUAGAUUAUGAUUUUAUUGGAGAGUAAAAUCUGUAGACAUGCACUAGGGUAGUGUCUCAUGUCUGUGUUUGUAGGCACAGUGACUCAGUAUAGCCACACAAUUUUAAGAAUGGUCUGAAUUUUCAGAUAAUACAGUAUGAUGAUGACAUUGACCCAAUCAAGAGAAUAGUACUGAUGAUCAGAGUUUAACAUAGUUUGAAAUUAAAUAAAUUAAAUAUUUACUCUCACUACUGUAGAGUGGCUAAGCUACGAUGUUUCAUUCAAACACUUGCCCCGCUGUCCUGCAAAUCGAUAGUCAUGAACUAAAAAAAACAUCAGCUAAGAUCUUCACUGGUUCAAUCCAUGUCUGGGAAAUGGACCUCUCCCUAAAACCCUUAUUUACUUUACUUUAUCUCUCACUAUAUAUUUUUAACUAUGUCUGUGAUAUAUUUGGUGCAUGUUCAGGUGCCUUCAGAUUUUUAUGGUUGAGUCUAUUUUGUAAUAACUCACACCCUUUUGCGAUUGAUUCUUCAAAUGUCUCUA